AUGAGAAUUACGGUUGAGUUUCGAGCUCAUUCAACAAUGGCGAAGGGUAGGUAUGGUCGUUUGCAGAGCAAAAAAUGGUCGACGUUCACGCUCGUCUUGUCGAUGCUAUUCAUGCUAAUAGUGGUGCUGCUGAUGCUUCUGGCUUUUGGAAUCGUUUCCCUUCCGGUUAUCACCGACGAAUCUUCACCUAACGAUCUCAGUCCCUUUAGGCGCAGGACCGUUGAGAGAACCGAUGGAUUAGGGGAGAGAGAAGAUCAGUGGACAGAAGUGAUUUCUUGGGAGCCCAGAGCUUUCAUAUAUCACAAUUUCUUGUCCAAGGAAGAAUGUGACUACUUAAUAAAUCUUGCUAAACCUGAUAUGGUAAAGUCAACUGUUGUCGAUAGCAAGACUGGGAAGAGCAAAGAUAGUAGGGUGCGCACAAGCUCUGGAAUGUUUCUGAAGAGGGGACGUGAUAAAAUAGUUAGCGACAUUGAGAAGAGAAUAGCAGACUUCACUUUCAUUCCUGUAGAACAUGGAGAAGGACUUCAGAUUCUCCACUAUGAAGUUGGGCAGAAAUAUGAUGCACAUUUUGAUUACUUCCUUGAUGAGUUCAACACCAAGAAUGGGGGCCAACGGAUUGCCACUCUUCUGAUGUAUCUGUCAGAUGUUGAAGAAGGCGGUGAGACAGUGUUUCCUGCUGCAAAGGGGAGUUUCAAUUCCGUGCGAUGGUGGAAUGAAUUAUCUGAAUGUGGUAAACAGGGACUUUCGGUGAAACCUAAAAUGGGUGAUGCACUACUUUUCUGGAGCAUGAGGCCUGAUGCUAGUCUAGACCCAUCAAGUUUGCACGGUGGAUGCCCUGUAAUAAGGGGUAACAAGUGGUCAUCUACAAAGUGGAUGCAUAUUGAAGAGUACAAAGUUUAA
Molecule: messenger RNA, 900 nt
Organism: Prunus armeniaca (apricot)
Lineage: Eukaryota; Viridiplantae; Streptophyta; Magnoliopsida; Rosales; Rosaceae
Source: the annotation of a GenBank genome assembly